Molecule: messenger RNA, 668 nt
Organism: Ceratosolen solmsi marchali
Lineage: Eukaryota; Metazoa; Arthropoda; Insecta; Hymenoptera; Agaonidae
Product: ras-related protein Rab-24-like
Exons: 4
Coding region: 36-635 (199 amino acids)
Molecular function (GO): GTPase activity; GTP binding
Source: RefSeq, a predicted model, not a curated record
UGUUACAGUUAUAUAGAUAUUAUAAUUAAGUCAAUAUGAAGAAGAGGGAGCAUAUUAAAAUAGUACUUUUAGGAGACAAAAUGACUGGAAAAACAUCUUUAAGAAAACGUUAUUUCUCAGGACACUUCAACGAAACGGAAUUAGCAACUAUCGGUGCAGGUUUCGAUUCGAGAGUUUUUACUCUACAAGAUAAAGAAUAUGAAAUGGAAGUUUGGGAUACAUCUGGAGAAGAAAAAUAUCAAUCCAUCUGCAGAAUGUAUUAUCGAAAUGCGGCUGUUGCCAUAUUAUGCUACGACGUCACUAUUUACAGCACAUUUCAAAAACUUAAUUAUUGGAUAGGUGAAUUAUACAAAAUUCAAGAAUCAUGUAAAAUUUAUGUAUGUGCAACGAAACUCGAUUUGCUGGAUCAAUAUGAAGCGAAUCCGCAAAUUAAUUUUGUCGAAAGUUAUGCCCGCGAAAAUGGCGUUAAGUUCUUCUUGACAUCCAGUAAAACUGGAGAAAAUGUUGUUAGUUUAUUCGAUGAGAUCUUGGAUGACUACAUUAGCAAUUCACAAAAUACACCGAGUUGUACCGAUACAAUAAAACUCCCCACCAACAAAAGACGCUGGAUGAAACAGAAUAAAAAAUGCUGUUAAAAUCAUCGAUUAAUCUCUGCAUAAAUAAUAUAC